Messenger RNA from Quercus lobata, 1054 nucleotides. RefSeq names its product peroxidase 73-like. The coding region runs from base 38 to 1027 and encodes 329 amino acids. The record is from RefSeq and is a predicted model, not a curated record. The transcript has 4 exons. Gene Ontology annotation, molecular function: peroxidase activity; heme binding. Gene Ontology annotation, biological process: hydrogen peroxide catabolic process; response to oxidative stress. NCBI's taxonomy places the organism in Eukaryota, Viridiplantae, Streptophyta, Magnoliopsida, Fagales, Fagaceae.
UUGUAAGUUGUAACUCCAAUUUCUUUGAUCAAAUUAAAUGGCGUCUCGGUUCAAUCUCAUAGUUGUGUUGUCACUUUGUCUUAGUUUGUGCCUCUUCCCAACUCCAACGGCUAGUCUACAGCAAAAUUACUAUGCCAACAUCUGUCCAAAUGUGGAAAACAUUGUUAGAGACGCUGUCAAAAAGAAAUUCAAUCAAACGUUUGUUACAGUUCCUGCAACCAUUCGUCUCUUCUUUCAUGAUUGCUUUGUCCAGGGUUGUGAUGCUUCGGUGAUAAUAGCAUCCACUGCAAGUAACACGGCGGAGAAAGAUAACCCUGACAAUCUCUCAUUAGCCGGAGAUGGAUUCGACACCGUCAUCAAAGCCAAGGCCGCUGUUGAUACUGUCCCAAGCUGCACUAAUAAGGUUUCGUGUGCUGAUAUUCUAGCAAUGGCGACCCGAGAUGUCAUUGCACUGUCUGGUGGGCCUUCAUUCGCGGUUGAAUUGGGAAGAUUGGAUGGGCUAGUUUCAACAGCUGCAAGUGUAAACGGAAAGCUGCCACAACCAACCUUCAAUUUGAACCAGCUCAAUGCUUUGUUUGCUGCUAAUGGGCUCUCUCAAGCGGACAUGAUCGCUCUCUCAGCGGCUCACACGGUUGGAUUCUCUCAUUGUAGCAAGUUUGCUAACCGGAUCUACAAUUUCAGCACUCAGAAUCCGGUAGACCCGACACUAAACAAGACAUACGCGACCCAACUUCAAGGAAUUUGCCCGCAAAAUGUGGACCCCAGGAUCGCCAUUAAUAUGGAUCCAAACACGCCUCAGAUCUUUGAUAAUAUGUACUUCAAGAAUCUAAAGCAACACAUGGGCCUUUUCACCUCCGAUGAAGUCCUCUUUACAGACCCUAGGUCCAAGCCCACAGUUGAUGCAUGGGCCUCAAGUUCGACAAACUUCCAAAAAGCCUUUGUCACUGCAAUAACCAAGAUGGGUCGGGUCGGAGUCAAAACGGGUAGCAAUGGGAAUAUUCGUCGUGAUUGUGCUGUUUUCAAUUGAAUUUUUUUUUUUUUUUUGGCUAAACCA